GGCCGCGCCCCGGAAGUCCUUCCCCCUCCGGCGAACAAAGAUGGCAGCGGACACCAGCACGGAGUUGCUGUUUCUAGACACGUUCAAGCACCAGAGCGCGGAGCAAAGUACCAAUAUAGAUGUCGUUCGUUUUCCAUGUGUUGUUUACAUAAAUGAAGUACGUGUCAUUCCUCCUGGAGUAAGAGCUCACACCAGUCUGCCUGACAACAGGGCCUAUGGAGAGACAUCUCCACAUACAUUUCAGUUAGACCUGUUUUUCAACAAUGUCAGCAAGCCAAGUGCUCCUGUUUUUGACAGACUGGGAAGCCUUGAAUAUGAUGAGAACACUUCAAUUAUUUUUAGACCCAAUGCAAAGGUCAACACAGAUGGAUUGGUUCUGAGAGGUUGGUACAACUGCCUGACCCUGGCAAUAUAUGGCUCUGUUGAUAGAGUAAUAAGUCAUGACAGAGAAUCACCACCGCCGCCACCUCCCCCACCACCACCUCCCCAACAACAGCCUGGCUUGAAAAGAAACCCAAAACAUGUUGAUGGGGAGAAAGAAGAUCAGUUUAAUGGCAGCCCUCCAAGACCGCAGCCCAGGGGCCCAAGGACUCCUCCAGGCCCUCCACCUCCUGAUGAUGAUGAAGAUGAACCUAUGCCUGUAUCAGUGGUUGGGGAAAAGGAAGAUGAUGUUGAUCACAGGGAGGAUUACUUUGAGCCCAUUUCUCCUGAUCGAACAUCCAUUCACCAAGAAAGCCAGUACUCUGAUGAAGGAGAAGUAGAGGAGGACCAGCCAGAAGAUGGGGAGGAUGAGGAGGAAGAUGUGGAUGUUGAGGAGGAUGAGGAUGAGGAAGAGGAUGAUGGGCAUACAGUAGAGAGUAUUCCUGAGGAGGAGGAAGAUGAGGAAGAGGAAGAUGAGGAAGAAGAAGGGGAAGAAGAGGAGGAAGGUGAAGGAGAUGAUGGCUAUGAGCAGAUUUCAAGUGAUGAAGAUGGAAUUGCUGAUCUGGAACGUGAAACAUUUAAGUAUCCAAGCUUUGAUAUUGAAUAUACUCCUGAGGAUCUGGCUUCAGUGCCACCUGUGACAUACGAGCCUUAUGAAAGAGAGCUUGGACCUCUGUUGUACUUCAGCUGCCCAUACAAGACUGUAUUUGAGACUGAAGUUGGUAAGAUAAGGGACCAAGAUGCAGAAAAGGAAAAUUCGGGGGCAGUCGAAGCCUCAGUUAAAUUAACUGAACUCUUGGAUUUAUAUCAGGAGGAAAGGGGUGCAAAAUGGGUCACGGCUCUAGAAGAAAUUCCAGGUUUAAUAGUGAAGGGCCUAAGCUACCUGCAAGUGAAGGACACAAAACAGGACUAUGUUACCCAACUAGUAGACUGGACCUUGCAAGCUUUAAACCUGCAGGUAGCUCUCAGGCAGCCCAUCGCUUUGAACGUUCGACAGCUAAAAGCUGGAACAAAGCUGGUGUCGUCAUUAGCAGAAUGUGGGACUCAAGGAAUAAUGGGACUCUUGCAGGCAGGAGUUAUUAAUGCACUAUUUGAAUUGUUGUUUGCAGAUCAUGUAUCAUCCUCCCUUAAACUUAAUGCUUUCAAAGCUUUGGAUAGUGUUAUCAGUAUGACUGAAGGAAUGGAUAUGUUCUUGAAAGGUAGGCUAGAGGCACAUGAAAAAAGUGGCUAUCAGAAACUCUUGGAACUCAUACUGUUAGAUCAGACGGUGAGAGUCCUCACUGCAGGUUCAGCAAUUCUGCAGAAGUGCCACUUUUAUGAGAUUCUGUCAGACAUUAAAAAGCUUGUUGACCAAUUAGCAGAGAGUACUCCCCCACUUCCUAAUCAUACUGAGUCAGAGCAGGAUACAGACCUUGGACUUGAGAGAACCAACCAAGAAUAUGAAAAUGAUGUGGAGGCUCCUAUGGAUAUGGACCAUCUUCUGGAAUCUUCAAAUAUUAGUGAAGGAGAGGUGGAAAAACUUAUUAGCCUCCUAGAAGAAAUCUUUCAUUUGAUGGAGACUUCACCUCAUACAAUGAUUCAGCCACCUGUAAAAUCCUUCCCGACAACAGCACGCAUUACAGGACCCCCAGAAAGGGAUGAUCCUUACCCUGUCUUGUUUAGAUAUCUUCACAGUCACCAUUUCUUGGAAUGUAUUACCCUGCUACUAUCCAUUCCAGUCACAAGUGCUCAUCCUGGUGUACUUCAGGCUGUCAGAGAUGUAUUGAAGUUCCUGGCACAGUCGCAGAAGGGUCUCCUCUUUUUCCUAUCCGAGUAUGAAGCAACAAACCUGUUGAUAAGAGGACUUUGUCAGUUUUCCGAUCCAGAUCAAGAAGAAGGUCUCCAGUCAGAUAGUGCUAAUGAGGAUACGUUUGCCUUGUGGCUCUUGCAUUCAACACAGACGUUGCAGUGCAUCUCGGAAUUGUUCUGCCACUUCCAGCGGUGCACAGCCAGUGAGGAAACAGACCAUUCGGACCUCUUGGGAACACUUCAUAAUCUUUACCUGAUUACUUUUAAUCCUGUGGGAAGAUCUGCUGUGGCUCAUGUAUUCAGCCUUGAGAAGAACCUCCAAAGUCUUAUUACUUUAAUGGAAUACUAUUCCAAGGAAGCUUUAGGUGACUCCAAGUCUAAGAAGUCAGUUGCUUAUAAUUAUGCCUGCAUACUUGUUUUGCUGGUGGUUCAGUCCUCCAGUGAUGUUCAAAUGCUGGAACAGCACUCGGCACCUCUGUUGAAGCUUUGUAAGGCUGAUGAAAAUAACACCAAAUUGCAAGAACUUAGUAAAUGGCUUGAACCUUUGAAAAAUCUUAGAUUUGAAAUCAAUUGUAUUCCAAACCUCAUUGAAUAUAUUAAACAGAAUAUCGAUAGUCUGAUGACCCCAGAAGGAGUUGGUCUUCCUACUGCCCUCCGGGUUCUUUGUCAUGUUGCAUGCCCACCACCUCCUGUUGAAGGUCAACAGAAGGAUCUAAAAUGGAACCUUGCAGUUAUUCAGCUUUUUUCUGCUGAAGGAAUGGACACCUUCAUUCGUGUUUUGCAGAAAUUGAACAGUAUUCUUAUCCAGCCUUGGAGACUCCAUGUCAAUAUGGGAACCACAGUUCACAGAGUUACUACCAUUUCCAUGGCCCGAUGUACACUUACUCUCCUUAAAACAAUGUUAACUGAACUCCUGAGAGGUGGCUCUUUUGAGUUUAAAGACAUGCGUGUUCCUUCAGCUCUUGUUUCUUUACAUAUGUUGCUGUGUUCCAUCCCUCUCUCAGGCCGCUUAGAUAAUGAUGAACAAAAAAUUCAGAAUGAUAUUAUUGAUAUUUUACUGACCUUUACCCAGGGAGUUAAUGAAAAACUUACAAUUUCAGAAGAAACCUUGGCCAAUAAUACUUGGUCUUUAAUGCUAAAAGAGGUUCUCUCUUCAAUUUUGAGAAUUCCUGAAGGAUUUUUCUCUGGACUUAUACUUCUUUCAGAAUUGCUGCCUCUUCCACUGCCGAUGCAAACAACUCAGGUAAUUGAACCCCAUGACAUAUCAGUGGCACUCAACACCAGAAAACUGUGGAGCAUGCAUCUUCAUGUUCAAGCCAAACUGCUACAAGAAAUAGUUCGUUCUUUCUCUGGCUCAUCUUGCCAGCCAAUUCAGCAUAUGCUGAGGCGUAUCUGUGUUCAGUUGUGUGACUUGGCUGCACCAACUGCCCUUCUUAUUAUGAGGACAGUCUUGGAUCUGAUUGUGGAAGAUCAACAAAGCAGCACAGAAGAUAAAGAGAAACAGUACAGUGGCCAGACUGCCCGAUUACUUGCUUUACUUGAUGCCCUGGCUUCACACAAAGCUUGUAAAUUAGCCAUUUUGCAUCUAAUUAGUGGAACAACUAAAGGUGAUGAAAAAUAUGUGGAAGUUUUCCAGGAUCUCUUGGCUUUAAUGCGAUCUGCUGGGGACAAUGUUAUUCAUCAGCAGUGCACUGAAUACGUAACUUCCAUUUUACAGUCCCUCUGUGAUCAGGACAUUGCACUAAUUUUACCAAGCUCAUCAGAGGGAUCUGUUUCUGAACUAGAACAGCUCUCCAAUUCCUUACCAAGCAAGGAACUGAUGUCUUCAAUUUGUGACUGUCUGAUGGAAACCUUAGCUAAUUCUGAGAGCAGCUAUAAUUGUUUGUUGACAUGCAUCAGGACAAUGAUGUUUCUUACAGAACAUGAUUAUGGAUUCUGUCACUUAAAGAGCUCUCUAAGAAAACACAAUGGUGCACUGUACACUGUAUUGAAGCGAGUAGUAAGCAGCUUUAGUAAGGACACAGGAGAACUGGCAUCCUCGUUUUUGGAUUUUAUGAGACAGAUUCUAAACUCUGACACCCUGGGCUGUUGUGGAGAUGAUGGAAGUCUUAUGGAGGUAGAUGGAUCUCAUCCAGCAAGGACAUUGGGUCUGACUACUGCAGAAUUAAAACAUCUCUUACAGAACAAAGAAGAAAACCCUGAAAAUUUUCUGCUUGAACUGGAGAAACAUGUUUUGGAACGUUCUAAAGAAGAUGAUGGCCUUGAAUCCUUAUUGGACAAUGUUGUUGGACUUCGGCAGAUGUUGGAAUCAGCAGGUGAUCCUUGUCCGCUGAGUGACCAAGAUGUGGAACCAGUUCUUUCUGCACCAGACUCUCUCCAGAAUCUGUUUAAUAAUAGGACUACGUAUGUGUUGGCAGAUGUGAUGGAUGACCAGCUGAAGUCUAUGUGGUUCUCACCAUUCCAGGCUGAAGAAAUUGACACAGAGCUUGAUAUGGUAAAGGUUGACUUAAUUGAACUGUCAGAGAAAGGCUGCAGUGACUUUGAUUUACAAGCAGAAUUGGAGAGAUCAUUUUUGUCAGAACCCUCAUCUCCUGGUAGGACAAAAACUACAAAAGGAUUCAAACUUGGAAAACACAAGCAUGAGACCUUCAUAACUUCAAGUGGCAAAUCAGAAUACAUAGAGCCUGCAAAGAGAGCUCAUGUUGUGCCCCCUCCUCGAGGAAGAGGCAGGGGAGGAUUUGGACAGGGUAUUCGACCGCAUGACAUUUUUCGUCAGAGAAAACAGAAUACAAGCAGACCUCCUUCUAUGCACGUGGACGAUUUUGUUGCCGCAGAGAGCAAAGAAGUGGUUGCUCCAGAUGGGAUACCACCACCAAAAAGGCCACCAAAAGUAUCACAGAAAAUUUCUUCACGUGGGGGAUUCUCAGGGAAUCGUGGAGGACGCGGCGCAUUUCACAGUCAGAACAGGUUCUUUACUCCACCUGCUUCCAAAGCCACUUUGUGUCUCUUGCAUUUAGGAAAUUAUAGUCGUCGUGAAGGAGCCAGAGGGUCAAGUUGGAGUGCACAGAGUACACCGCGAGGCACUUAUAAUGAAAGUAGAGGGGGUCAGAGCAAUUUUAACAGGGGCCCACUGCCACCAUUGAGGCCUUUGAGUUCUGCAGGCUAUCGACCCAGUCCCCGUGAUCGUGCUUCUAGAGGUCGUGGUGGAAUUGGGCCAUCUUGGACGAGUGCUAAUAGUAGCAGCAGUGGUGGCUCAAGAGGAAAGUUUGUUAGUGGAGGCAGCGGAAGAGGUCGUCAUGUCCGUUCCUUCACACGAUAAAAGUGAGACCUGGAACAUCCCAGCAGUGUGAAUUUCUUAAGCAGAUGAUGAUAAAGAAAAGCUGAGGCACUAAAGGACCAAUUUAGAGUAACUGGUAUCAGGAGACGGCAAGGAAAUAUUUUUGUUGGAAGAAAGCAGUUUUUGUUUGAUACAAGACUUGAAAUUUCAAUAAAAUUCGAGACUUUUUGUGUA
Alligator mississippiensis (American alligator) is the source of this 5719-nucleotide messenger RNA. It is a transcript of the gene VIRMA, whose product is annotated as vir like m6A methyltransferase associated. The record is from RefSeq and is a predicted model, not a curated record. Gene Ontology annotation, molecular function: RNA binding. Lineage: Eukaryota; Metazoa; Chordata; Crocodylia; Alligatoridae. The transcript has 24 exons. Gene Ontology annotation, cellular component: RNA N6-methyladenosine methyltransferase complex. Bases 41 to 5527 code for a protein of 1828 amino acids.